AUGAUUAUAGAAACGUCGGCAUUUAAUGAUAUUAAUUCAAAUUUAGAUAUUACGCUAGAACCAUCCGAAAUUGUGAUGUUUGAGACGUCAACCCCAUUUGAUGCUGCUUCAAUUUAUGCCGAAACUUUAAUCGCUUUGCCGAGUGCUUCUACAGCAGAUAAUGAAGCUAUCUCCGAUCCAAUGAAUGCGUCAUGCGUUGACCCAUUAGGUAGUGAAUUUGACGAAGCAUCUAGCUCUAAUAUAACAGGAUUAGAAAAGGCAAAGCUAAGGGAUCCAUAUGAGAAUAUACAAAUAGGCUCGUGGGUUGUUACGCCGUACCAAUGUCAGUUAAAGAAGAAUACUGCCAUAAAGUAUUUUAUUGGAAAAUUGAUAAAUAAUCAUCAAUCAUGA
Messenger RNA from Parnassius apollo (apollo), 390 nucleotides. Lineage: Eukaryota; Metazoa; Arthropoda; Insecta; Lepidoptera; Papilionidae. The record is from the annotation of a GenBank genome assembly.